This is a messenger RNA of Phragmites australis (common reed), 1910 nucleotides long. Its product is annotated as probable serine/threonine-protein kinase PBL7. The record is from RefSeq and is a predicted model, not a curated record. Gene Ontology annotation, molecular function: ATP binding; protein kinase activity. Bases 216 to 1598 code for a protein of 460 amino acids. The transcript has 6 exons. NCBI's taxonomy places the organism in Eukaryota, Viridiplantae, Streptophyta, Magnoliopsida, Poales, Poaceae. Gene Ontology annotation, biological process: protein phosphorylation.
AGCGCAGAGAAUGCAGGUCUAUGUAAAUCAGACAGCAGCUACUUUCCAGUAGAUUCACAGAAUUUCUACUCUACCAUGAUUCUUUGUGCACCCCUUGUAGCUAUAUUUGUACACUACUUGCCUUCCUUAUCUCUCCGUUCACUGUCUGUCACCACCCACUCGACAUCUCCUACUCUUCUAGCUACGUACGUAUCCAGCCAUUCGCGAAGGUCGAAAUGGCGGACAUGUUCUCCCCGCCGGCGCCUUCCCCUAUCGCUGCGGACGACCUCGCGGACGCGCGACUGGCGCCGUGGCCGUUCUCCCCAUGGCCGGCCCCCCACCGGGACGACGGCGGCGGCCGUGCGAAUCCUCUGUUCACCAUACUGCCGGUCUCGGCGCUGGGGAUAGGACUCGUGCUGCUCGUCGCCGUGGCCGUCAUCCUGGUGCUGACCCGCCGGGCGAAGCCCCGGACGGCGGACGCCGGCGGCAGCUGCAACAGCGACUACAAGCCCGGCGCGGCCGCGUCCAGCUGCGGCAGCCAUAACACCAGGUGCUACGCCGCCGCCGGCGCAGGGUGCAUAUACGCCGGGAGGCUGGGGUUCUUGGCGCAGCCGCGGAGCCGCGGCGCUCAGGUGUUCACGUACCGGGAGCUGGAGCGCGCGACGGACGGGUUCAGCGAGGGCAACGUGGUGGGCCGGGGCGCCUACGGCGUGGUGUUCCGCGGCCGGCUCGCCGACGGCACCCCGGCCGCCAUCAAGCGGCUGAGGCUGGACCACCGGCGCCAGGGCGAGCGCGAGUUCCGCAUCGAGGUGGACCUGCUGAGUAGGAUGGACUCGCCGUACCUGGUGGGGCUGCUAGGCUACUGCGCCGAUCAGAGCCACCGGCUGCUGGUGUUCGAGUUCAUGCCCAACGGCAGCCUCAAGAGCCACCUCCACCCGCCACCGCCGUCCCCCGCCGGCGGCAAGCAGCACCCGCCGCUGGCCUGGCAGACGCGGCUGGGCAUCGCGCUGGACUGCGCGCGCGCGCUGGAGUUCCUGCACGAGCACAGCAGGCUCGCCGUGAUCCACCGCGACUUCAAGUGCAGCAACAUCCUGCUCGACCACAACUACCGCGCCCGCGUCUCCGACUUCGGCAUGGCCAAGGUCGGCUCCAACAAGGCGGACGGCCAGGUCGUCACCCGCGUGCUCGGCACCACCGGAUACCUUGCCCCAGAGUACGCGUCGACGGGGAAGCUGACGACGAAGUCGGACGUGUACAGCUACGGGGUUGUUCUCCUCGAGCUGCUGACCGGCCGGGUGCCGGUUGACACGCAGCGGCCGCCUGGACAGCAUGUCCUGGUUUCAUGGGCCCUUCCACGACUCACAAACCGACAGAAACUUGUGCAGAUGGUAGACCCUGCUUUGAAAGGCCAGUUUGCCCUGAAGGAUCUGAUUCAGGUCGCCGCCAUCGCCACCAUGUGCAUACAGACGAAGGCGGAGUACCGGCCGCUGAUGACGGACGUGGUGCAGUCGCUGAUCCCCAUCGCGAAGACUACCCCCGUCAUCUCCUGCUCCUCCACGCCGCUCAGACCCGUGCAGCAUGUCGUCUACAUGAGCCCACAGUGCGCCAAGACUUCCUAGUUAUGUGCUGUCGCCGCCUGGCCUGGUGUCAUCGACGGCAUGCCGACGACUCAUACGACCGAAGAGCUUAACUACAAAUCGCUCGCCUCAGUUGCCCGGAUCGGUCAAGCUCGUUCCACGGUUAUUUUCUGAACCUACUUCUUGCUGUAUGGAGUUACCGUCUUCUUCAGGACUUGGCAAGCCAUCCUUGCAGUAGUGCAAUAUAAUGUGAUCAUAUUCAGGCGACAAAAGUGUACGGACUAUCAUUUUUUUGUACGAACUUACUUACAAGAUAAGAUGAAAAUAGUAAUAGUAUAUAUAUUUUUCCCGUGA